Molecule: messenger RNA, 1457 nt
Organism: Trematosphaeria pertusa
Lineage: Eukaryota; Fungi; Ascomycota; Dothideomycetes; Pleosporales; Trematosphaeriaceae
Product: galactose oxidase
Exons: 2
Coding region: 7-1035 (342 amino acids)
Molecular function (GO): protein binding
Source: RefSeq, a predicted model, not a curated record
CACAGCAUGCCCGUCGGAAAGCCCAUCUGGAAGCUCAACGGCAGCUGGUCGCGCCUGCUCUCCUCCGACCGUCUCCGCCGCUCCUCGCAGGUGCUGUCCGUCAUCGACAAGACAGCCUAUGUCUUUGGCGGCGAAGUGCAGCCGCGGCAACCCAUAGAUGACCAGCUUGACGUCUUUUCCCUCGCAUCUGAUGCACCGCAGCUCGAGACCAAGUCAAUCGGCGCAGCUCCCAGUCCCCGCGUGGGGACCGCGUCCGCCGUGCUCAAUGGCAGCAUGUACCUCUUCUCCGGCCGUGGAGGCACCGACAUGGCCCCCAUUGAAGAAGAGGGCGCCGUCUGGAGCUACAGUCCGGCCCAGUCGUCGUGGUCGAUGAUCAAGCCCGCCGAUUCCUCGAAGCCGUAUCCUCCCGCGAGAAGCUACCACUGCGCGACCAGCGACGGUAAGAGCACGCUCUUCAUCCACGCCGGAUGCCCUGCAAAAGACCGCCUGUCCGACCUCUGGAAGUUCGACGUCUCCAGCCAGACCUGGACACAGGCCCCCGACGCUCCGGCUCCGCCGCGUGGAGGCACGUCGAUAGCGUACAGUGGCGGAAAGCUAUACAGGAUGAAUGGCUUCGACGGAAAGACGGAGCAGGGCGGCAGUGUCGACAUCUUCGACGUCGCGGCCAACACGUGGUCCACUGAGGCUUUCGAAGCCGACGGUUACAACGGGCCCGAGCCGCGCAGUGUUUGCGCUCUGCUCCCCGUCAGACUGCAGAAGAAGGACAAGCUGCUAACCCUGUUCGGCGAGCGAGAUCCGUCUUCGCUGGGCCACGCUGGCGCGGGCAAGAUGCUGGGCGACGUCUGGGUGUACGACAUUACGGAGAACUGGUGGACGAAAUUGGAGCCGACUGGAAGCGACGGUGUCCCAGAGCCCCGUGGUUGGUUCGGUGCAGAUGUCGUGAAAGCGGAAGACGGCAACGACAGCAUUGUGUUGCAUGGCGGCCUUGGAGAGGACAACCAAAGGCUCACCGAUGUGUGGCUGCUCACCUUCUGAGGUAGGAUUGAGCUACUUGCUCGAGCUUGUCGAUAUACCCGUAUGCAUUUUGCGAAGUGGGUCUACGUACUCCUCUCAACAUACAUGUAAACAUACCGGCUAAAUUGCUUGUCCCUCUACCCCUUCAGCAUCCCAUUCCUUAGACUCCAACCCCGUGUGCAGAUACGCACUCGUUGUCUUCACGGAGGGAUCUGCUGGUGAUCCCCAAAAUCUGUCCUAGUAGUCUUUUGUUUCCCAUACACCAUAUUGGGUUGGCUUAGGCGCCUCUAAAAAAGGAGAUAUGGAAUACAAUGCCACGUCCUCGCAUCCGUACGUGAUGGAUCGCGUGGUGGAUUUCUGGUCCUCGCUUCAACUCCAUCUUUCGCAUCCUAAGGACAUCGCGAUCGCCGACCUAGCCCCUACCAGCGCGAAUAGCAUGAGCG